Schizosaccharomyces cryophilus OY26 is the source of this 2211-nucleotide messenger RNA. RefSeq lists its product as uncharacterized. NCBI's taxonomy places the organism in Eukaryota, Fungi, Ascomycota, Schizosaccharomycetes, Schizosaccharomycetales, Schizosaccharomycetaceae. The transcript has a single exon. The record is from RefSeq and is a predicted model, not a curated record. The coding region runs from base 872 to 2032 and encodes 386 amino acids.
UCUUGAAGUAAGGUUGUAUCCGUUGCUCUUUUGUUUUUCUAUUCCCGACUUAUUUGUUUUCACGAAACCCUACCCUAACUUCGUGGUGGACGACUUCAGAUCGCCGGGGCAAACUUGUUUUCUUUUACCAAUUUAUUGGACUGUGAGGAAAGGGAAAGAGCAAGUUUUACUUGUGUCUGUACUGUGCGAUUUCGAUUCGUUGCAUUUUGGGGACCAUUUUGGUUUCUAGUUUGGCGAUAAACGGCUCAAAAGUUUCAAAGCUGAUUUAUUUGGAAAAGUGUUUGUGUUCGCCGCAAACGUGAUUUCACCAGCCUAGUUUCUACUUUUUUAUAGCUAGAAGGGAUCAGUGAAAUAUUCGGACCGAACAGGAGACACUGAAUUAACUCUCAGCAUUUAACCGCUCGCUUUUGAGUAAUCGUACUUUUCUCUGGAUAUUAAACUGUGAACGUAAUAAAGAAGCCAUCAUGUUUUCUUUAUAACGUAUCUCGCUUUCUUUUUCUUAUAAUUUCCUUAUAACCCGAUUUCUUGUAUUCGCUCUGCGUGUGUGUGUGUGUAUCUCCUUUUCUAGUCCGUAAAAAUCGCAGUUUUUUUGUCUACGUGCCUGUCCUUGACCGGUCGUGUUUAUUCAUUUGUCAAAAAAAGGAUAAUCGAUUCUUUAUCCUGAAAAAUAACUCUAUAGUUGCUAACUCGCUCAGUCUCAGCUGCUUUUAAUUGUUCAUUGGAAUCCCUUAACGCAAAGUUCAAUUUUGGGUUUUAUUUUUUUACUUUAUAAUAAUAAAGUAUAAAAAUCAAGUACUUCAGUCUUGCAUAUUAAUUUUUCUUUUUCGUUGACUUACUACUCUAUCUGUACCUUUCUUGCAUACUUUUCGCGAUGACAGGGUUACUAAGCAUCUUAUUGCAUUGCAAACCUUCUAACUUUGCCGAAUCUAAAGUUUCUACAUCAGAACAUCACUCAGUACAAUUUUGUAUAGAGCGUUCUCAUGAGCAAUCUUCUGAAAGCUCUCCAUAUGAAGGACGCGUUAAAUUCGCCGUCUUACCAAGUCGAGUUGGUGAAGGAAAACCUAGGAAGCCUUGCCGAUAUGGGAAAUCUCCACCUCCUGAUAUUAGUAAAAAUCAGCUGCUUAACCGUCCUCAAGAAUCUAACGUUUGCGAUGGUAAAUCAAAAGGUGAAAAUUCCAACUUACUACGUAAACCCUUAGGACAUUUGAACAGAGAACAACAGUAUGCUAAGCAGCCCCCUAAAAUUAGUUUUGCUUUAGGAAAUUUAACAAAUGGAAGCAAUCAAAAUACGUCGACGUCCCAUGCUGCCGCUUCCAAGCAAAUUGCAACUACUUGUCGCGAUGUAUUGGAAGAUGUGUUGAAAAAGGAUAAUGACUUAAAGUUAGAGUCUUCUGAUGAAGAAGAGGAUGACAGCGAGUUUGCUUAUCCUGUGAAAUUUCAAAAAGAUGCUAGCAAUAUAGGUAAAGGUAAAAUGUAUCGACCUAUUAGAUCUCCUAAACCGCCCGCAAAAAAGCUAAACGUUUCUUCUUUCGAAGAAGAUGAUGAUGACGAUGAAUCGUCCGAUGAAGAGGCUAAUAGCGAUAGUAACGAUGAAAAUGACGGGGCAGUUUCUGAUUCUUCUUUAUCCGAUGAUAUCGAAGAGGGCCGAUCACCUUUACAGUUUCCUUCAACCCCGAUACAGACUGCUGCUCCUCCAUCUGAAAAUUUAAUCCCAGAUGAUACUGAUUUUGUGCCGGGUACUUUUGAUGAGGAUCAACCCGCCUGUCUAGCAUUUGCUUCCUCCUUAGCUAACCACUCCCCUAAGCAUUUUCUAAUGGUUCCUCAGGACAUUGAUCCUACCUUUCCAGAUUCUGAUUCCGACGAUGAAUCUGUGGAAGAGAAAUCAACCAGAGCACAACGAUCAUCUGCUAAGGCUAAAUGGAAUCCUAAGCACAGCAGUAACAAUUUAGAAAAGAAAUCUUCAUCAGGAAUGUCAAAAAAUAGCAGAUCUCCCCCUGUUAAUAUAAAUCGAAGGCCAUCGAUGGCUUCAUGAGUUGCGACGGCUCUACCUAUUGCUGUAUAUUAAUAAAAAGAAAACUGGAAAAUGCGUCUACAACAUUGUAUAUGUGUUCGAUGUAAAUUUCUGUUUCAUUCCGUUAUCGAAUCACUCGUUAUGUUCUAAUCAUCACUGUUGUUAAUAGAGUCUGGUUAUUAUUUUUUGUAUAAUUGUUG